This is a messenger RNA of Mycena citricolor, 1485 nucleotides long. Lineage: Eukaryota; Fungi; Basidiomycota; Agaricomycetes; Agaricales; Mycenaceae. The record is from the annotation of a GenBank genome assembly.
AUGAAGUCUAAGGUACAAGGCAAACCACCGGGCUUUGGGGCACAUGGUGUGAGCCUGCGCAUGGCCUUCCUGGGCAAAACCACGGAAGUGUUCAAGGCCUUGAACGUGGCCAGCGCCUCCUGGUUCGAGGUCCGGGAUAACGUGGAGGUUAUGGAACAACUGUCGGAGGCGUCAGGUCUUGGCUCAAGCGACUGGGAGGACGCCGCUGGGACUGACUGUGUAUCCGAGAAUACAUCUGGUUGUGAAUCGAGCUGCCCAGGAGUCGAGGCCUUGACGGGGGAGCUUGAGGCGUUGUCUCUAGGACCAGGCCCGAGCGCCGGGUGGAAACCGGACUUAGGUCCCAUUGACCGAGCUGUCAGAUCGUUGGGAGAAGCAUCUGAACCCAGCGAGCUUGUGGGGGACUUGGCAGCGCGGUUUGCCAGCAUGGUUCUACAGAGAUGUGCACCGUUUCCUGGUGACGAUGGCUCCGAGCCAAGGGAAGGCCGCUUCCUAGUAUACCGAGUGCAGGGAACAAACUAUCACUGUAUUCUGGACAGCGGUACGCCAUUGAACAUUUUAGAAGGUGACGAACUCAUACCGUCCGCUUGUCUAGAAGAUGCAAGCUUCGAACUGGGAUGGCACUGGGCCCAGAAAUGCUAUCUGGCCCAGGGGAUACACCUGGACGCCCCUGAUAUGCCCUUGCCUGAUAGAUACUUCUGUGAGUUGGGUGAAUCGAUCUUAGCCAUGGCACUCAUCAUGCUGCAGACGUACGAGUCCGAUCAGCCAAAUGAGGAAGCGAAUGACAAGGACACGUCUCUUUUUGAAGGGCGUGAAGGUAUGGCAGGCAUGAUAGCCAUCCGGCGGAGAGGAGGUCCGGAGUAUGCAUUGAUAGCACAAAACACUUUGAAAGACUGUAGGUUUCAUCUACGUGACUGGUACAUGCGAAAUCUGGGAAAUUGGCUGGCCGAAGGCAACAUAUUUCAUGAGGAUGCUCCAGGUGACCUUCCUGCUUUGAUUGAGGAAAGCGAAUCGGAAGACGAGGCAGAGGAGGCUGACCAGGAGUCAGACGGCGUCUGGGACAAUGUGGCUCAGGAGAUGGGCUGUGUCCUUGAAUCUUGCCCUGACAAGCACCAUCAGUCAGCAGAGGCCUCAAAUCGGAAGGCACCAUCGCACGCACCAGAGUGGGCGAAGGAAGGGACAAUUACACCCAGUCCGAAGCCGCUCCGCUCUUGCAAGAUUGGCGAUCUGUUGGUAGAAGGUAUCAGAAGCAUGCUGGAGCUCAGUCAGCCAUAUCCCGGGGAUGAAGACAUCGACCAAGACUCACCACUCUGGAAGGGGAAACGGUUCCACGUGCGGCAGGCUUGGUGCAAUGAUGAGUACACUGUGGAGGACAACCUCAGUAGGGUGUCACUGAACCUGCCCAAAUACCUUCUCCUGAAUCCCCGUUUCGAGUUGGCGGCGUGGUACGUGGCUCAACUGAGUGAGCGACUGGGUAUCCCGAAAUGA